Messenger RNA from Toxorhynchites rutilus septentrionalis, 3174 nucleotides. RefSeq lists its product as uncharacterized. The record is from RefSeq and is a predicted model, not a curated record. Bases 1 to 3174 code for a protein of 1057 amino acids. The transcript has a single exon. NCBI's taxonomy places the organism in Eukaryota, Metazoa, Arthropoda, Insecta, Diptera, Culicidae.
AUGGAGAAACUGCAACUGCGGCGUUCAGCUAUCGAAGGACGUCUAGGCUACGUCACUUCUCGAGUCCAAGCAAUGCAAAUUGCAACGGCUUGUGUGGAAGAUCUAGACGUAGAACUGGAUAGCCUACGAGAGCUCUGGCAGGACUUCAGGACAGUUCACGACAAAAUUCUCGAACAUUGCGUGGACGAAGAAUUAGAAGAACAUCUGGAAUACGAAAGGUCGAUCGUGACAAGCUACAACCGGACGAGAGCAACACUUCUCCAGUUCAAGCGUCUGAUCAACAACCGAAACGAAGCGUCUACGGCUACAUCGAACACCAAUACAUCAUCUCAAGAAUCAUCGAUAACUCCCGUGGUUCCCGAAUUGCAACUACCAAAGGGCAUUCUACCCAUCUUUUCGGGCGACUAUGGCGAAUGGACAUCGUUCUUUGAUCUCUUCAAGAGUUCUGUUGACCAAAACACGCGGCUCACAAAGGCACAGAAGUUGGUGUAUCUGAAGACGUACACUUCCGGGCGAGCAGCCGCUCUCUUGAGACACAUCAAAAUUGAAGACCGCAACUACGAAGGAGCGUUGGAGGUUUUGAAAAGGCGUUUCGAUCGGCAAGAUCAAAUUAUAAGUCAUCACAUUCAACGAUUCCUCGAUAUUCCUUCUUUCACCGUUGUUUCUGCAAGCAACCUGGCACGCUUGCACGAUACAGCAGACGACGUCAGACGUGCUCUUCAAGCCAUACAACGAGAGGAUCGGGACUGCUGGUUGGUGCACUUGCUACAAGCGAAGCUGGACACUGACACCCGUCACCAGUGGCACACUCGAGCGACCAUGAUGGAAACUAUUCCGAUGCUGACGGCUUUCCUAGAAUUCGUGGAACAACGAGUUUAUACGCUGGAAACCUCUCGUGGCUCAUCAUCUCAACCUGCAAAUCGGUCAGCAUCACGAACCUCACCUCGCAGUACCAGCCUUGCUGCGACGAACAGGGUGGCGAAACCCAUUUGUGCAGUUUGCGGCGAGGGUCAACAUAGACUUUUCUGCUGCAGACGAUUCAACAACUUAUCCGUGGCCGAUCGCAUUGAUUGGGUUAAACGUCUUGGUCGAUGUGAGAACUGCCUUCGUGAAGGUCACGGGACUACCGGCUGCUCAUACGGUACGUGUAAGCAGUGCAAUCAGCGACAUCAUACACUCCUCCAUGAGGACCGAAGACAUACACCAGCACAAAUUCCCGGUGAAGUGAGGAACCAUCUAUCGUACAACGACGCAUUCUGUUCUGUAUUCCUCGCAACCGCUAUCGUGAAUGUGCUGGAUGCUUCAGGAAAUCUCUGUCCAGCCAGGGCUCUACUGGAUUCCGGUUCACAAGCGUGCUUCAUAACCACCGACUUGUCCAAGAAGUUGGGCCUGGACAGACGUCACAUCAAUCUACCACUUAGGCGAAUCUCUGGACUAGCGACCAGAAUCCACGAAGCCGUAUCGGUGACAAUCCAGUCACGUAAUUCCGACUUCCGGCAGCAGACGGAGUGUGCUAUCCUCGACAAAAUCUCCGAACCUAUCCCACAUCAAGCGGUGAACAUCACUCAAUGGGGUAGUCUAGCAGAUCUCGCGCUUGCGGACGAGCUAUUCCACAUUCCCGGUAACAUCGACCUACUCAUUGGUGCCAGCAUGUAUUACCACCUGCUUGAACCGGAACGGAUUUCACUGGGACCAUCACAACCAAUCCUGCAAUUAACCAAACUAGGCUGGAUCGUAGCAGGAUUUCGUAUACCAGAGGAAAGACUAAAUCCUACCUCUUCAAACUUUUCUACACGAGUAGAAGCGCCAGAAGAAUCUGUAAAUCUUAAUCAGCUAGUCGCCAAAUUCUGGGAGCUGGAGGAUUUCAAGCCGACCACACGCUUGACCGUCGAAGAGCAGUUGUGUGAAGAUCACUUCCAAGCACAUACUACGCGAUACUCAAGUGGACGCUACGUGGUGAAGCUGCCAUUUCGCAAGGAUCCAUCCAACAUAGGCGACACUAGAUAUUCGGCGUUGCGACAAUAUCACGCAUUGAAAAGGAGACUGAACAACAAUCCAGAACAUAAACAGCUGUAUGAAAACUACGUCGGGGAACUCAUUGCUGCUCGACACAUCGAACCAAUGCCAGCGGGGCCGAGUCACAAACCAACCAUAUUUUUGCCUCACCACGCAGUGUUGAAGGAAGAAAGCAGUACGACAAAGCUUCGAGUGGUAUUCAACGGGUCACUCAAGUCAUCGAACGGCUUCACCCUGAACGACUUGCUAAUGACAGGUCCAGUGGUACAAGAAAGUUUGUACAACAUCCUGCUGAACUUCCGUCUACAUCGAAUUGCACUUAUUGUAGAUAUCGAGAAAAUGUAUCUCCAAGUUCGUGUAACAGAAGAGGACUCUCAGCUCAUCCGGAUGCUGUGGCAAGAACCAGGUCGCCCUAUGACAGAGUGCGGGAUGCGAACGGUAAUUUUCGGCUUGUCUUGCGCACCGUUCUUGGCAACUAGAGCAUUGAAACAACUUGCGGUGGACGACGGCGACUCGUUUCCACUGGCCAAGAAGGGAAUCAGCGAUUUUUACGUCGAUUAUCUUCUGUCUGGUGCAUCCUCUGUCCGAGAAGCUAUCGAGACGCGCAGACAGAUGACACAUUUGUUGAGACGAGGUGGUUUUACCAUGCGAAAAUGGGCGACAAAUGAUCCGGCAGUACUCAAAGACAUCCCGGUUGCAGAACGAGCUUCGUUGUCUACGCAUCACUUCGCCCCAGAAGCAUCGCUGAAGACUUUUGGAGUGAGAUGGCACGUCAGCGAAGAUCUAUUUUCUUUCUCCGUAAACUGCAACGCAAAUCAAACACACUACAUGAAACGUGAAGUGCUGUCGACUAUCGCGAAAAUAUUCGACCCGCUAGGUCUGAUUGGACCUAUUGUAAUCGUUGCCAAAACCUUCAUGCAGGAGCUCUGGAAACUCGACAUCGACUGGUCGGAUCCAUUACCAGAACUAUACAAUGUCCGUUGGCGUUCUUACCUGGCACAUCUGCAAGAGACAUGGCACAUUAAAAUCCCUCGUCGCUGCCUAUUCAUCGAUUCUCUACGGCGGGUGUACCUUUAUGGAUACUGCGACGCAUCGGAGACAGCAUAUGGUGCAGUGUUAUACCUGAGAGCCGUGGACGAAGUGGGCAACGUCAGCUAG